Molecule: messenger RNA, 2270 nt
Organism: Pyrus x bretschneideri (Chinese white pear)
Lineage: Eukaryota; Viridiplantae; Streptophyta; Magnoliopsida; Rosales; Rosaceae
Product: glycosyltransferase BC10
Exons: 2
Coding region: 785-1954 (389 amino acids)
Cellular component (GO): membrane
Molecular function (GO): glycosyltransferase activity
Source: RefSeq, a predicted model, not a curated record
GAGAUAGUUUGGUUCGUCUUCCCACCUCUGUUGAAGAAGAGAGAUAUACCACCCGACAAACGGAUCCCGUCUCCUCCUCACUCGCCUCGUGUGAGUAGAAGAAUCGUCAAAUAUAGUAAACAAUUAAACAUUCUUGAAAUCUCAGAAAUAUCAUUUCUUUAAUCUCGCACAAAAACGCAAUUCAGACAACCUUCGUAUCUGUCUCUCAGGUCCUCUCUGAGUGAUCGCCUUCCCGUGUUCUUCAUCCACGUGGCCACUUCCCGUACUUUCGGGCGCAACUCAAGCCGUGAAGUUUAAGGAUCCAAACCCUCCCUUCAUGUCCUUAAAGUCAACCUCCAACCUUUUACGGUCACAUGGUAUGUCAUACUUUUUGACUGGUGCACAAGCAGUUCGAUUUGUUUAACAUUUGAUCCCAGCUUAGAUUCUUGUUUUUAAGUUAUAACCUCGGUUUAUCGACAUGUGAAAAAGUUAAGAUUUUUAUGCAGUAUGUGUUUAGUUUGGAUAUUGGGAUGCUGUGGAAUUAGUUUUCGGAUCUGCCAGGAGUUAGUUUUUGCUUAGUGGGGUUGUAACUUGGGAGAAAACUGCGUGAUUUCGAUUGGAAUAUGGUUAAUUUCAAGUCUAAUUUACUAUCUUUGAUGCAAGAUGUAAUUUGGAAUCUGGAUUUUCUGCUUGUUUGAGAGAGAAGUAAGUUUGUGGGGAAAAUUUUGAUCUCAGACACUUGGAGGUAGUCUGUAGGAAGCGGAAGAGUUAAGGAAUUUGAUCCUGGUGGGGUGUUUUUAUUGAGAUGCAGAAUUUGCAAUCGAGGGCUGUGCCGUUAGAGGAAGGCAAUGACCCUGGUGUUACUAGCAGCCGGGCAAGCCAAACGAAGGCCUUGCCGAUUAGGCUACUCCAGUUAUUCGCGCUGUUUCUGCUUUUCUGUAUUACUUUCUCAGUCAUUAGCGUAUACACAAUUCGGCAUUUUGGAAUCAAUGGCGUCAUGACAACAGCCGCAACCUCUUUCCAGCCGUGCCUUGAGGAACCAAGAGGUUUGGACCGAUGGAUUAAGCCGCCAUCAAGUGUUAAACACACCAUGAAUGAUGAGGAACUGUUCUGGAGGGCUUCUUUUACGCCUAGGAUAAAGAAAUAUCCUUUUAAGAAAGUUCCAAAGAUUGCAUUUAUGUUCUUGACUAAGGGGCCGUUGCCGCUGGCAACCCUUUGGGAGAGGUUUCUGAAGGGAUACGAAAGGCUUUAUUCAGUCUACGUUCAUUCACUACCAUCGUUUCAACCCCAUUUUAAUCCUUCGUCGGCUUUUUAUGGGAGACAUAUUCCAAGCCAGGUUGCUGAGUGGGGAAGAAUGAGUAUGUGUGAUGCUGAGAGAAGACUCCUUGCUAAUGCGUUGCUCGACAUAUCCAACGAAUGGUUCAUUCUUCUUUCUGAAUCAUGCAUUCCGCUUUAUAAUUUCAGUGUCGUUCACCGCUACUUGAUGAAGUCCAAGUACAGCUAUGUCGGUGCAUUUGAUGACCCCGGGCCACAUGGAAGAGGACGCUACAAUGAUAACAUGGCACCUGAAGUGAACAUAUCCGAUUGGCGCAAGGGCUCCCAGUGGUUUGAAGUUAACCGAAAGCUUGCCAUCAGCAUUGUCGAGGAUACAAAAUAUUACCCCAAAUUUAAAGAGUUCUGUAGACCCGCAUGUUACGUUGAUGAGCACUACUUCCCCACGAUGCUGACCAUUGAAGCCGGGAAUUCUUUAGCAAAUAGAAGCAUUACUUGGGUGGAUUGGUCACGGGGUGGACCUCACCCGGCUACCUUUGGAAGAGCGGACAUCACGGAGGAAUUUCUCAAGAGAAUUUUCUGGGGUCAACGCUGCACUUACAAUGGCCAGAACUCAACAAUCUGCUUUCUUUUUGGAAGGAAGUUUGCUCCGAGUGCCAUGGAACCUCUUUUGCAUUUAGCACCAAAGUUUCUGGGCUUCUAAGUUACAAGUUUCUAACACAUAAACAGUCGGCCAAGUCGACGUCUCGAGCCGAAGAGAGUGCAAAACUCAAUCGCCACGGUGUGUAUUUGCUUGUUACGAUAAAUUCAACCUCAGUUGUAAUAUUUGCUGGUUUGGGGUUUCACCUGAUAGGUCUUUGGCAAAAUAUACUGUUUAUAACAGUUUGAGAUGUACAGAGAAGUAGCACCCAAUUUCGCAUUGGGGCGUAUCAUUUUGUUCACAGUUUUGUAUUUGAGAAUUUGAUAUUUUGAUGAUUGAUAGACACUAUAUUUGAAUAAUUUGUUCCUGAUUCUGUUCA